Anarrhichthys ocellatus (wolf-eel) is the source of this 2295-nucleotide messenger RNA. It is a transcript of the gene rbm38, whose product is annotated as RNA binding motif protein 38. The transcript has 4 exons. Lineage: Eukaryota; Metazoa; Chordata; Actinopteri; Perciformes; Anarhichadidae. The record is from RefSeq and is a predicted model, not a curated record. Gene Ontology annotation, molecular function: RNA binding. Bases 287 to 1045 code for a protein of 252 amino acids.
ACGCGGAGUGGGCGCAUACAAGACGCGCCUACCGAGGCUUAAAGACUUGUUUUUUUUUUUCCCCUCCGAGACAGGAGACAUGAGGUUCCGAGACACCUGUCAGCAGGACUACACAUCCAGAAGCUGCGUGUGCUGCAACUGGAGGCUGCGUGUUUAACCAUGGACGCGCUGUUGUCGUUCUUCUUAUAGCCUCUUGGUGACCAAGGAGCGUAAAGUUAUUCUGCUGCUUUCUUGUUUUUCUUUGUGUUAUCCUUCGGGUUUUUGUUUUUUUUAAAUCCCAAGCCGCAUGAGUUCCCCGCUGUUUCUAGGUCAGCUGGUCGGGGUUCCGUUAGAAAUAAUGCACCCCACCAUGGAGAAAGACACGACUUACACCAAGAUCUUCGUCGGCGGGUUGCCGUAUCACACCAACGACGCCUCACUUCGGAAAUAUUUCGAGACUUUCGGUGACAUCGACGAGGCGGUGGUUAUCACAGACAAACAGACGGGCAAGUCCAGAGGAUAUGGCUUUGUGACCAUGGUGGACAGGGGAGCAGCGGAGCGGGCGUGCAAAGACGCCAACCCCAUCAUCGACGGCAGGAAGGCCAACGUGAACCUGGCGUACCUGGGAGCGAAGCCUCGCAGCUCGCAAUCUAGUCUCUCUGUUGGAGUUCAGCAAGUCCAUCCUACGUGGGCUCAGAGGCAAUAUGGGCUCGCCCAGCAGUACGUCUACCCGCAGGCCUUCCUCCAUCCCAGCCUGGUGCUGCAGUCCCAGCUCAGCCCCACAGCGGCAGCAGCAGCGCUCGCCUCCCCUUACCUGGACUACAGCUCCGCCUACAGCCACUAUGCCCCCACGGGACUGGAGCAGUACCCCUACACCCAGUCCCCGUCGCCCGCCGCUGGCUACCUCAGCUACAGCUUCUCCCCCGGCACGCCGGCGCCCGCUCUCACAGCGUCCCCGACCCCUCCAUCCGCCAUCCAUCCUCCCCUGGCUGCACUCGCCACCAUGUCUGCCGCCCCGCAGGCCUUCCUCCAUUACCCUCUGCACCAGCCCGACCGCAUGCAGUGAGCAGCUCUGCGCGGAGCUGCAGCUGCCGAACUGAUGAUUCAAAGCAGCGUGACUGUUGACCUGUGACAUCAUCAGGACUGGUUAACCAGGGAGAGAGUGUGAUGUAAUCAAAAGGGCUUUUAGAAAGCACUCUCCUUCCUGUUUUUUAUAUAUAUAUAUAUAUAUAUAUAUAUAUAUAAUUGUUGUUGUAAUAGGUGAUGAAAAUGUUCUAUUGCUACAGUUAUCAGCACUCGAUGUGAAUGUUUUUCAUACGUGGCAGACGACUGGUAAUCUUCUGGAUGUUUCUGUCUUUACCACUGACCCUGAGGUUGGAGGCAGGUCGACUGCUGGAGAGCGCACCGGUAAAGACAACGAGAAAUAUGUCAUGUUUGACACGAUGCUGGGGCUGCAGUUUCUCCAAAGGUACUGAGCUGAAUGCUGGAUAUUAGCCAAGCCGAGAGCCAGAAACAAAGGCCCAAUUACCUCCUCUUCAAGGUUACCUUUCUGUCCAUGGCCUUAGAGAUCUUUCUCUCGCUCUCUCUCUCUCUCUCUGUACCCAGUUCAGUUUGUUUGUCAUUUUUAUUAGUCUCUCAUCUCAAAUGGACAAAAUGUUUAUUGUGCUCCCCUUUUUUUGUUCCUUUUAUCUACCGCUGGCAAGUGAUUACACGGUGAUAAUCACAGUUUAACAGAAUAUGCAAAUACGAUGGUAAAGGAUGAGCUUGAACAAGGUAGACAACACUGGUAUUUUGUAUUUUGUAUUGCUGCUGCUAGAGUUACUGAGAGAGAGACUUUGUUAACACUUAAAACACAAUAGUCAUCACAUUAAAUACCUGCAGCGGCUUGUUAGGCUAUUUUUCUGGACCUGUAACUUUUGGAGAGUGUCUGGAUAGUUUGGUUUUAUGAUACCUAAAUUACAAAGUUGUCAAUACAUAUCAAGUAAAUGUGUUUGGAUGUAGGUGAUGUUGUACUGAAUAUGUGUAAGUGUAUUUGGUGUCUGUUGGUCUGUGUGCGAGUCGAGUGAGAGAGAGAAAUGGAGCGAUGCAGUAUACGCCAGUGUCAGCACCGAGCUCCUUUUCCAGCCCAUUGUACUGCUCAGAGUUGUCUUUGUUUUGUUUCUGGUUUUUUUCAGCUGCAGAAUACAGACGGAUGCUUCAGCGAUAAUACUGGAGUCUCACGGUGCUGUGGCACCACCUUAGUAAAGUCAUAAACCAAGCCAUACGUCACGUUUAAAACAAAUAUGCAAAAUAAAAAUGAAUAUUUCUAAAAAAAAA